AGGGGGCAGAAGGCUAAGUUAGCAGUUAGCUGGAUUCCAGUUCCUGAUCGGCUCCCUUGUUGCUCUCUUGGUGUUUCUGCUGUUAUUUCUUAAAUCUUCUUCCUAUUUUAACAUGAAAUCAGUGUUUUAUCUGUCAGUGUGAACUAGAAGCAGCUCCACAGAGAUGAGAACAUCCCGCAGAGACUCUGAGCGGAGCUAACGAUGCUAACUGACUAGCAGCAGCAGCAGCUUGUUUUAUACUCAGUGAUUCUGGUGAAUGUUGAUGUUCUGAUUGAUUAGCUGCUGCUUUUUGUCCAGUGAUGGUGACAAUAUUUGAUCAGUUCAUUUACAGAACCAAGUGGGUUUUAGUGGAACCGCAUUAACACGGUCCUGGUCUGAUCUCUCUGACAGAAUCUAAACAGCUGAUUGAGAAUCUUCAUCCAGAGCUGGAAGUGAGAGGAUGAGGAGCUGAGGCACUUCAAGAUGCGGACCCCCGCAGGGAGGGAGGAGACCAGAGGAGGGUCAGCUGCUGCUGAAGGUCACGCUGAGGUGGUCCGCUUCCUGCUGGAGGCCUGUAAGGUCAACCCGGUCCCCAAGGACAGGUGGGGCAACACGCCGAUGGACGAGGCGGUGCACUUCGGCCAUCACGACGUGGUCACCAUCCUCAGAGACUACCACACCCAGUACAGCCCUCAGGAUGCCGCGCCACCGCCGCCGACUCGCAGAGCGCCGAGAAGAACCUGGACGGCAUGCUGUGACUUCCUGGAGGCUCCUUCAAAAAAGGAGGAUCAUUCCAGAAGUCGGGUCAGAACCGGCGGGUAGUGGGGUCAAAGGUCACUGAGGAAGCACAAAGCUGCGGCGCGGUCCGCGCUGCAGCUCUUUGGAUCAUGUGACGUUUUGUUUCUGAAUGUAACGUUUUGUUCUGGUUCUUCUUCUUGUGUAUUUAUGCCGCUGAGCCACCAGCAGAUAUUUAUCCAAAUAAAAACUAAAUAUAUAAAAACAAACUGAAUUCCUGUCAUUUAAUUCCUAAUAAUUUCAUCUGACAUUCAGGAAUUAAAACAACUGCUUCUAAAUGUUUCUGACUUUCCAGACUUUUUAUUUUAUGUUUUAUAUUUUCAAACGUUUCUUUUUUAUAUAUACAAAUUUUAUAUGUCAUUAGAGUCGGUUGUGUUUUAACUAAACCUCAUUUUAUUUUUU
Molecule: messenger RNA, 1176 nt
Organism: Poeciliopsis prolifica (blackstripe livebearer)
Lineage: Eukaryota; Metazoa; Chordata; Actinopteri; Cyprinodontiformes; Poeciliidae
Product: glutaminase kidney isoform, mitochondrial-like
Exons: 4
Coding region: 463-801 (112 amino acids)
Biological process (GO): L-glutamine catabolic process
Molecular function (GO): protein binding; glutaminase activity
Source: RefSeq, a predicted model, not a curated record